GAGCGGGAUGUACUUACUAACCAUCUGCUUGCAUGGCAUGGGUUAACUGAGCCUGUGGGAUUGUGCUUACCUAAACAAAACCACUGCAGUGAGGGGAAAAACAAUGAAUGGGUGGAGAUGAUCAGCCCAUGCAUUCCAGCUAGUGCAGUCCAGGCAGCAAUGACAGCCUGAAGGUUGCAGCAGCUUCGGGAUCUGCAUUCCAAGUGCACAGAUCUUACAGUCUGGAGUGAUUUUACGUGGAGCUGCUCUUUAUUUGCUGAGCCAUGGCCAGUAACCAGGCCAGCCUGCAGGAUGAUCAGAGCAGGCACUGCAAGUUCUUAUCCUAUAUGUUCUACCAGGCUGUGAGAGAUCAUAAGCCUGUGUGGAUGCUGGAAGACAUGAGAACUAUGGAGUAUUUUUACUGGGAGGAAAAUGCCAGCCUAAGAACCUACUCACCUUCAGAAGCCCUUCUCUAUGCAGUGGUGCAUAACCACCUGCCUUAUGCUCAGUAUCUGCUGUCUCAUUUUCCAGAGGAGGCUCUCAAGGUGCCUGGGGAACACUUCUGCUAUUGCCCAUCCUCUGCUCCUCACUUGGCCAUGGCGGUCACAUAUGACAGGAGAGAUAUCUUGGGGCUGAUCAUCAAAAUCGCACACAAGCUCCCCAGCUUGAACUCCUACAUCAAUAGGACUGGCUGCUUUCAUCUGGAAGAUGGGAAAACCCCCCUGCACCUUGCCUGCGAACUGCUGAGGUCAGAGACAGUCCUCAUUCUUCUCGGGAAUGGAGCUUCUCCCAGGAUAGAGGACAGUAAAGGGCUCACCCCGCUGGAUGUCAUCCUGGAGCAGAUGUGGGACUCCAAAGUCAAUGUGGCAUCAAAGAAGCUCUGCCUCGACUACCUCUUGCUCUUCAUGCCCAACCCACAGUUUAAGAUGCGGAAAGUUCUGCAGGAGCAUCCGGACCACUGGACAGCUUUGCUGGGGGAAGACAAAUUCAACAGUCUGGUGGGGAACACACCUGCUUCUUUAUAUCUGCAAGCUAUGCAAACUAUUCUCCAGACUCUUCCCCCCUCCCACUUCCCUAAAAGCAUCCAAGAACUACCUAUACCUCAGGCACUAAAGCCCUUACCAUCCUAUGGCAAAAAGCUACCGACAAAAAAUGUGGUAAAUGUUUUUCCUUGACUUUAUUCACUGGGUCUUGGAUUUUCAAAGGCAACUUAGGGGAGCUGGUCAUCCACCACCCUCUGCAUUUUAGUGUGAUUUUAGUACUUAACCUAUUACGCUAUGCUGGAAAAUCCAAUAUUUUGUGACAAGAUUUUAAAUGUCUUUUAUAAUUGAUUGCAGGCACGGCACUUUUAUAGACAAAAGCCUUCCUUGUUUUCUGUUUUGUUGUGCAUGUGAAGGGUUAACUGUAGUCGAGACUGUGUUAUGUUUGGUUUCUUAGCUGUCAGGUGGUAUCAUUGUAUCUGAAUUUCCAAUAUGAUAACUGUAUCCUGUGUAACUUACCUGGGUAAAAAGGAACUAUGUGCCCAGUGGGAUUUUCAAAUGGUGUAACUAUGGGACUGUGUUCUGCUAGAGCUGGGAGAAAUACCAUCCUGUACCAACAGGGUUCAAACACCAGGUUUCCUUUCUAACAAUGAUCUAGCAUCAUCUAGUAAUAACCAAAAAGUCUAUGGCUGAUGCUGCAGGGAUGUAGAGGCAGUCCUGCAGGGUACCUGAUUUUACUGAGUUACUUUACAGCAGGUCACAGCAUGGAGGGCAUGAGUUCAGAGAGGGGCAGUGAGUGUAUAUUCCUGGAGGGGGGGGACAGAGAGUGGCAGAAUAGCUAACAGAAAGCAUCCUGUCUCACCUGGGAGUGAGGGGGUUAAAGGCAAUCCCAGCCCUGAUGCCUCUAUAGACUUGUGCAAUGGGGAAGGAACCAUUUUCCCCGCUGUCCAGUAAACACAUGGUAAUCAGAGCAGGGCCAGUGGAAGCCCUGUCCUUCAUAAGUGACAUUAUUUCUCCCUGACUUGUGUUUUAAUGCUGAAUGUAUCUCCACAGGAGACGUAGCUCAGUAACGUGAUUUCCCAGUGGGUCUCAGAGCCACAGGCAUUUGCUAGGUAUCCUAAGCUGGAGUAUGAUGUUCUGCUGUUAAAAGUUGUCACUGGUUGUCAUUUAGAGUAUUUUUGCCACCCGGGUCCAGACAGAGGGCCUGAUCCUGGAAAAUACCAAAAGUUCCCAUUGACUCCCCUGGGCACUGCAGACAGGGUGUGUUUGCAGAAAGCAGGGCUGGGGCUGCUCUGCUUUCUGGGCAGCUCUGCACCUUGCUGCCCAGGCAGACCCCUGUCUGUUCAAGGCACUGGUCCUGCUCUCCUGGCCGUGCUUAGCACCAAUGGAGCAGUGGCAGGAUCCCAGCUCCCUCUGGGGACAUCCCUUAUCUUGGACGCCAACGUUCUCCUCUCUUUGUAAGUGCAACCCUUUGCUCUGCCGAAGCAGCGUAACCCAUUUCCCCAGAUCCGUACUGAACAGCAGUGAAGAAAUCAUUCAUCUCUUUAAAUAAAUUUGGAGCCAAAGGCAGUGGGGCACAAACCCCUUUUGGCAAGGCUCUGGCUAAGAAAGGAUGUGCGUUCACGUCUCAAUUGCUCCAUGCAAAAAUGGCUCAUGUCUCAUCUGGCUAAUUCCCUGCAUGUGCCAAGGCGGCUGUGCUGGAGCUGCACCCUUUUUUCCAUUAGCACAGGGAGCACUUUUGCUCAGUUUCCCUGGGCACGGGGCACCUGCCGUGUGCCAGGACACCGGCGAUGCCAGCCACAGCCAGGUGGAGAUUUCCUGCAGGGCACAGCCAACUGGAACAUCCUUUUGGAGACACCGGGAUGCUCCUCCUGGACACCCCUUCCCGCGUGCCGUGGAAGCACCUCAGCGCCGGUGCUGCUAAGUGAAAGCACAGGCUUGCUUGUGAGAUGGCGAAAAUGUCAGCCCAGCCCUAGAAGUGGGGAGCAGGCUGCAAAGGGGUUAACCCUGCUCCCGAAAUCCCACAUCUCUGGUGCAGCAGUGUCCUUCCUCCCCAGCCCCUGGGCACUUGCACGUCUUUCCCCAUCUGUGUCUAUUCUUCCUUGUGCGAUAGGGGAGGGUGCAGGCAGUGGCGGAGAAAUUCAGGGUCAAUCUUGGGUGAGGGUUUUGCGGCGAGGCUGCUGGCUUGGCAGCUUCUGCGGCAGGCAGAGGCUGUCACAGUUUGGGAAGCAAAGCAGAGCCCAAGGCAGAUUUGCAUUAUAAGCGGUGUCUGAGCUGCUUCUGCCAAGCCCUGCGGGCUCCCCAGCCCUGACAGCCCCCAGAAAACCGGAGCUGGAAGCAGAGCACGAAGCAGGUGCUCGCUGCCCAAGGCUGAGGAAAGCAACUAGGCAGAGCACAGCCCCUGUGGCACCCCAGGAGUCCGGAGCAGCAGGAUUGGGUUUGUCCCCAGCAGCAAUGCGGUAUCUCAUCCGGAUGUCGGUGGGCGAGAGGCGGAGGAGGCUGGUGGUGGAUAUUAUUAGAAUAGUAAUUAGGCCCCAGGAGCCAAGAUCCCAGGGAAGGAGGGAAGGGAAAUCAUCAACUGUUACUGCACCGGCUUGAAACCAUGAGAGUUUUGGUGCUAUAAAGAGUUUCAGAAAAGACAGGAGGGAGGGGAAGGCUGUUCGACUUACAAACCAAAGGAAGCAGGUAUGGAUUCUUGGUAUUAAUGAGGUAGCACUUUCUAGUAAGGCAGGGGGCUGUACCCAGAGAGCCAGAGCAACCCGCUGGGAGCAAGUGGGUCUAAAAUGGUGCAGGGAUCUCUUGUUGACUGUAAUAGUUGUGCAUCAUUGCAAAGGUCAGGGUUCAGGCACUUCAGGCUUUAAUGGGUGGAUUUGUAGCAGGCAGCAAGUUGCUUGUGUGUACGCAUUCAUCCGUGUGGGAGGCUACCCUCUAUCCACUGGCCCAGACAGAGGAUAAGAAAUGGAUUUUCAGCAACUGCUCAAGAAACUCAAAUUCUGGGGCACAUCUGCAUCUGGUACCACAGCCUGGAAGAAAGCUGCUGGCCCGUUGUUGGCCAACAUGCAAAAACUCUAGUGUGCUCAGCCCAGUGCGCAACAGGCAGCUACUGGAAAGAUCACUCCACAGCCCUCUCAUUCCUCCUUUUCCUGACCAUUUUAACAAAAGAUCAAGCACCAGCUGGCCCUCAGCUACUGAUCUACCAUCAGACCUCCAUGUGCGGUCCCGAUGGGCCAGAGUUUAGAGCCAUUAGCGUUCUGGUGACAACUCUUUCCAUCGCCUGUAGCGAUACGAGUGCAGGAUGAGGUGUCCUGCUGGAAUGGAGGAUUCUUCUCCCUAAACCUGGUUUGCUUAUCUUGUGGUGACCUGCCUGUUAGUUUGAGUUCCCGUUUGUCUUCCUGCUCAGUACAGUGACAUUACAUCAGAUAUGGCCAAAUCUACCUCAGCCCCAUCUGUGUUGAUUUUUUUCUCCAUUUUUUCUAAACCAGGUCAUUAGCAAAAGUAAACUCAAAAUAUUUUCCACACUUUGUGCAACCUGACAGUCCGUAGUCUUAAAAAAUCCCUAUGCUUGCAUGACAAAUAUGUUAGUGACAUUGUUAAUCAAAAAGGGUGCUAGGUGCUGUGUAGUGAUGUUUACAUUUUGCUUAUAUGUAUACUGAGUAAGUGUAGCUAAGAUCUGUAUUUCUGAACUUAGGAAAAAGAAUAAAACCAAGAGAGAAAGAGGGGAGGGCAAAGUCUUUGCUAAUCUUUGGAUUACAGGUUGGCUCUGCAGGUUACAUCUUUUUAAUUUCAAUUUUGAGGAGUAGCAUGGUAAGGAUCUGAGUUCCGUGUGUAUGUGUGUGACUUCAUUUCGGAUGAGUAUCACUUCAGUGAGCACUGCGAGUGACUUGGGGGGGCGUGGUAAACGUGUGUGUGUGUAAACGUGUGUGGGUGCAUGCGUGCACAUGUAUGCCUGUUCCUCUGUCUGCCCUCUCCUGGUAAAACUCAUAACUGACUUACAAUACUUAACCCACUUCAGUACUUGUACACAUCAGUGAUCAAUGCCUUAAGAAAGCAGCCUUUUCACAAGAUAAGUGUGUGUCCCGAGCUCUGUGAUGCUAACAGGUAAGGACAUUUCUUCUUCUCUUGUAGAGAGGCAGCAGCUUUGCUCUUGAAAUGGGUGUUUUAACCCUGAACACCAAGCACAAGGGCUUCUGCUCGCCAACAGCCACAAUCAUCCAGCAAAGGAUUUGCGAUAGUGGCCACAUUUUAUUCUCGAAUCCAUUUUUUUUUUAAAUAAAAUCUAUUGAACAUACAUCUUUGUCUUUCUUUUAUCUGGGCUGCCAGCAAAAUUCAGCCACCUGUGACUUCCUAACCCUAUGCUUCUGUCUAUUUCUGCAGCACCAUUAGCAGGAAGGACAGGCCAGAUUCUGACCUCAGUUACACCUCUUUACACCUGAAGUAACACUUUUUAAGUCAAUUGCAUCACUCCCAAUGUUUGUUGGUCUAAAGGAAAGCAGAAACUGUUUGUGCACUUACAUUCUUCAAGGCUCCAUAACUCUGACUUCAGCAUAUAAAUAAAUGUGAUGCUUAAUCCCACUUAAUGUUAAAAGAAAAUAUUCUUUACAUUUUUCGUACUUUGAAUGUAUAUAGAUAUAUAUUUUCCAUCUCUCUAACACUGGUAGGCACUUCCCUGUUUCCAGUUUCCUUGGCUUUUUUGGAAUCAGCAUGACAGUGACAGAUGCUGUUGUUCACUGAUUAAGACCGAACGUUGCCAUGCCCAAGUACAAGUGAAUGUUCAUUGUAUGAUACGACUUUCUUAUAAAGCCAUACUUUUGUAAUUUUGGUUUCUCUUUUUUAGGGAAAAAAAAAUCUUCCAUAUAAUUGUGUUUGUACAUUACUCGCUGCAUGAUUAAAGAUAAAAAGAUUGUAAUGUGCUGGAAAUAAAAUAUAUAUACACACCCAGAUAUAAGUAGGUAUAUUAGCUGUGAAAAUCAUUUAUUCUGAUUGUAUUACUAUAAUAAACUUGCAGUAUAAA
Molecule: messenger RNA, 5970 nt
Organism: Aquila chrysaetos chrysaetos
Lineage: Eukaryota; Metazoa; Chordata; Aves; Accipitriformes; Accipitridae
Product: ankyrin repeat domain-containing protein 9-like
Exons: 1
Coding region: 264-1154 (296 amino acids)
Molecular function (GO): protein binding
Source: RefSeq, a predicted model, not a curated record